AACCAAUCUACUUUCAGGAAGAGCACGACAGAAAACAUGGAGUCUACAUGGCUGAAUAUAUACAAUAGUUAACACUCGCAUGUAUAUUUACAGUGCGAGUUAACACGAAUACGAAAGAUUACGAAUAGCACAGCAUGUGAUCGUAUGUCUUAGGUUCACCUGGAAUCAGUUCAGUACACUACCUCAAAAUGACAGCGUCAUUGCCAACUUGGUCGGAGAAAAUGCUCCAACUGCUUCGCCGAAUGAACAACUUUUACUUGCCAGGAUCAACUCUGCACAGUUGUAUACGAUUUGAAGUGGAAGGGGAACAAGUUGGAUGGCUGCAACCGAAGAUAGCUUCCAUCUUGAGCCGUUUUCCCGAUGUGUUUACUUCUCAUGGUGGCGCUAUGUCUGUUAACCGCUGUCUCGACUCCUAUGCGAAGAGGUCAGAGGCCGUGGACCAGGUUUUGCAGGAGCUGAGGAAAGAUGAGUCACUUACAUGCCUGAAAGGCUGGAGGAACGAGAAAUAUGCUGUCAUGCCAAGAUUCUGUGACACUCCUCUGAUGUGCAUGGAAAGAUCAGCCACAAGUUUGUUUGGAGUGAAACGCUAUGGGGUUCACCUCAAUGGAUACAGUUGGGAUGACAGCGGUAGACUCUGCAUGUGGUUGGGCCACCGUUCAGCAACAAAGCAGACGUAUCCAGGGAAACUGGAUAACCUGGCGGCUGGGGGAUUGGCUGCCAGCUGUGGAGUCAAACAAACGAUGGUGAAGGAGUGUGAGGAGGAGGCUUGCAUCCCAGCAUGCAUUGCAGAGAAAGCACGUCCUGUUGGCACUGUGAGCUAUACCUAUGAGGACGAGGAAGGUGUGUUUCCAGAGGGCCAGUUUGUGUUUGACCUGGAGCUACCUCUUGACUUCAAGCCUCGGAUUGGGGACGGGGAAGUGCAAAACUUCUACUUCUACCCCAUAGAAAAGGUUAAAGAGCUUCUGGUCACUGAAGAAUUCAAGCCAAACUGUGCCUUGGUGGUACUUGACUUUCUCAUCAGACACUCCGUCAUACAGCCAGAUACAGAGCCCUACUACCACGAGUUUGUUGCUGGAUUGCAUAAGAGCUUGUGAAAUGAAGACCUGACUCCACAUUAGGAUUUCUCACUAUCUUUAAAGAUACUUCCAACCUCAUUUGAACUGGAAUGUGUCUCUCUUGGUGGGCUAAUCAGGCUAUUGUGCCUACCAGUUUCUGCUUACGGAUAUGGAUUUUUAAUUGUACUAAUCAUUUUAAUUGUUCUAAUUGUACUUUGUAUGCCAUAAAAACACUGCAGCGAGAUGCCCAACUCAUAGCUGGGGGUCUCACGCAUCUUAUUUGUGCCCACUUGCAUGUUCAUGUUGGGAGAGGGGUGUGGAUUGAAAUAGUACGUCUCUUGUACAGUUUGGCAUGUGGAGCAGUAAAUAUUGUGCCUCAAAAACAAUAAAAGCAAUUCACACCAGGUUAAA
Clupea harengus (Atlantic herring) is the source of this 1466-nucleotide messenger RNA. It is a transcript of the gene tpk2, whose product is annotated as thiamin pyrophosphokinase 2. NCBI's taxonomy places the organism in Eukaryota, Metazoa, Chordata, Actinopteri, Clupeiformes, Clupeidae. Gene Ontology annotation, molecular function: 8-oxo-dGDP phosphatase activity. The record is from RefSeq and is a predicted model, not a curated record.